AUGCGGGUGAUGAACCAAGCACUUAGACUGUUUAUUGGUAAGUGCGUUGUUGUAUACUUCGAUGACAUACUGGUGUACAGUGGGUCGGAGAAGUCUCAUGGUGUGCAUCUAAGGGAAGUCCUUACUGUUUUACGUAAGGAGAAGUUCUUUGCAGCCACUAAGAAGUGCGUGUUCUAUACCGAUAGUGUUUUGUUUUGGGGGUAUGUUGUGUCAGCCGGUGGGGUAACGGUGGAUGCAGCUAAGGUUGAUACGAUUCGGCAGUGGCCACAUCCACAGUCAGUUUCUGAUGUGCGGAGUUUCCACGGUUUAGCGUCGUUUUAUCGACGAUUUAUUCAGCACUUCAACACCAUCAUGUCCCCCAUUACUGAUUGCAUUAAGGAGAGUAAGUUUCAGUGGACACCCGAGGCUGAGAAAGCGUUUUUGAUCAUUAAGGAGC
This is a messenger RNA of Olea europaea var. sylvestris, 436 nucleotides long. RefSeq lists its product as uncharacterized. The record is from RefSeq and is a predicted model, not a curated record. The transcript has a single exon. The annotation marks the transcript as partial. Lineage: Eukaryota; Viridiplantae; Streptophyta; Magnoliopsida; Lamiales; Oleaceae.